UCUCCACAGUCGCUUAAUGGCGUCCUCACAAACGGCAUCCCAACCACGGCUGUCCAUCACGCCUCGUGUUAACUGCGUUGUAAUAUCCCUUUAACGUCACGCCGCAGAAUCACGUGAGUGUGCGUCACGUGAUUAUUAAAUUGCGAGUGAAAAAUAGCAACGGGCACCCCUGCUUUGUUUGUGAAAACACGACCCUAUAUGUGAGUAGUUGGGCUAAGCGUAUCAAACCUGCCAGGCUGUAAGAGGAGUAUGCUGCACUGUGCCUUUUCUUCAUAACGACUGAGCUCAUCGUGCCUGCUGAUCACCUGCUGAUCACCUGCUGAUCAUGACUCUGCAGAUGGGGAUCCUGUGUCUUCUGGCUCUGCUGGGCCUGAGCACGGCGUUGGUCUGUCCUGACGGCGGCAUGUGCGAGGACAAAAACACCUGCUGCAAGAACAUUGAGGGAGGAUACGGCUGCUGUCCGCUACCUCACGCCGAGUGUUGUUCAGACCACCUCCACUGCUGCUACGAGGGGACGGUGUGUGAUCUCGUCCACGCCAAAUGUGUCAACAAGACCGUUUCCCUGCCUUGGAUGAGACGAGUUCCUGCCAAACAGGCCCUGCUCGUCCCUCUGCUCGGCGAGAGAGUGAAGGCAGUCAUUUGUCCGGAUCAGGAGUCCGAGUGUCCGGAUGACACCACUUGCUGCCAGCUUCUGGACGGCUCCUGGGGCUGCUGUCCAUUAGCCAAGGCGGUGUGUUGUGAGGAUAAGCUCCACUGUUGCCCCGAGGGAACAAAGUGUGAUAUUGCUCACACAAGAUGUGUUUCUGCAUCACUGCAGUUCUUCCCCAUGUUAAAGAAACUGCCCGCCAGUCUUCAUGUUUCUGCAGCUUCGACGGCUGCGUCAGUGGCUUGUCCUGAUGGAAGAACCAGCUGCCCAGACAGCUUCACAUGUUGCCAGCUAACCAGUGGAGACUACGGCUGCUGUCCUUACUCUGAGGCCAUGUGCUGCAGCGAUCACAUCCACUGUUGCCCCGCCAAUACAGUAUGUGACCUGGAGCACGAAGUCUGCCGGUCCGGAGAGACGCGUGUGUCGCUGCUGAAGAGGAUUGCCACUGCAGUCGAUGACGUUGAAUGUCCAGACAAGAAGUCCGCCUGUCCCGACCAGAGCACAUGCUGCCAGAUGGCCAACGGCACAUAUGGCUGCUGUCCGAUGCCUGAUGCCGUCUGUUGUUCAGAUCACGCCCACUGCUGUCCUGCAGGCACCCAGUGCGACUUGGCCCACAGCACCUGUGUGUCAGCCCAGCGAGAGACCAGCGUGACCAUCGGUGCUGUUCCCUGCAACGACUCUGUGGCCUGCGCUGAGGGAAACACCUGCUGUAAAUCCAAAGAGGGAGAAUGGGCCUGUUGUCCACUCCUAAAGGCUGUGUGUUGUGAGGACCACCUGCACUGCUGUCCACAUGGCACCGUUUGUAACCUGGCAGCCUCCACGUGUGAUGACCCCACGGGCAGCGCCGUGAUGUCCUGGAUGAGCAAAACUCCUGCCUUCCCCUUACUGACUGACAACAGCAGGUGUGACAAAUCCACAUCGUGUCCUGGGAAGUCCACCUGCUGUAAGACGGCGAGCGGAGAGUGGGCCUGCUGUCCCCUGCCUCAGGCUGUGUGCUGCGACGAUCACGUCCACUGCUGUCCUCACAGCACAGUGUGCAACCUGGAGGCGGAAACUUGUGACGACCCGUCGGGGUUCCUGCCGCCCCUCCGCUGGGUGGCCAAGGUGUCGGCUCUGACCUGGGAGGUGCACGGGCAGAAAUGCGACAAGCAGACGAUGUGUCCCGGCGGCACCACCUGCUGUAAGAAGGAGUCCGGACUGUGGGCCUGCUGCCCCUUACCUCAGGCCGUGUGCUGUAACGAUCACGAGCACUGCUGCCCCAAAGGCUACAGAUGUAACGUGGCUGAACAGACCUGCGACAGGCCUGGCGGCCUCAGCCUGCCCUGGCUGCAGAAGGAGCCCGGUCUGGCCGUUUCCCGUCCGACUCAUCCGUCCGGGAACAUGUGUGACGCCCAGACCAGCUGCCCCAAGGACACAACCUGCUGCUUCAUGCACAGGACCCACAGGUGGGGCUGCUGCCCCCUGCCGGAGGCAGUCUGUUGUCAAGAUGGAGACCACUGCUGCCCCGGCGGGCACAGCUGCGAUCCUCAGCGGUCCUCGUGCUCGAAGGGACCCCACGUCAUACCGUGGUUCACCAAAGUGAGCGCCCUGACCCGGCCAGGCGCCGUCACGGACGUUAAAUGUGACGACAAGAGCAGCUGCGCUUCAGGGACGACCUGCUGCAAGCUGCCGACAGGAGAGUGGGGCUGCUGCCCUCUGGUCAAGGCGGUUUGCUGUGAGGAUCAUGAGCACUGCUGUCCUCAGGGCUACGCCUGCAACAUGCACACGGGAACAUGUGAGAAGAAGAACCGCGACGCGCUCGUCCAAACCCUCCCUCAGAUCAGAGUGGUACGCUCUGAGGCCACAGGCGCCGGUGACGACGUGGGCGUACCAUGUGACAGCACGGGGGGGUUUCGCUGCUCCGAGCGACACACGUGCUGUCGGGCCUCAGCCACAGAGUGGGCCUGCUGCCCCUCGCCCGCGGCUGUCUGCUGCUCGGACUCGAAGCGCUGCUGUCCUGCGGGACACACCUGCGACCUGACGUCUGGAGGCUGCACUCUGCAGAACCAGCUCACCUGGGACACUUUGUUUGGGGACAGAAAGAAAGUCCAACGUGGGCUUUAAUCCCGCCGAGGUGCACUGAUCGUCCUGCAUCCUUAACAUCCAUCUACGGCUCUUGUUGUCUAUGGACGACGAGGGCUUUUCUCCACUUCCUGUUUGUUUUGUCGUUCACGGAGGCGUGUGUUUGCCAGGUGUCUGCACUCCUGAGUGUUUUAUGUGGAUGAGACUUGAUUCAUCUCUCAUCAUAAUGAAGUAGAAGCACUUUGCUAGGAAGGAAUUAUUUCAACAUGUGUUAACCUUGAAGUGUCUUGUAGUGUUUUGUUCUCAGGCAUAAAAUAAUUCAUCAUCA
Molecule: messenger RNA, 3035 nt
Organism: Scatophagus argus
Lineage: Eukaryota; Metazoa; Chordata; Actinopteri; Scatophagidae
Gene: grnb
Product: granulin b
Exons: 16
Coding region: 326-2749 (807 amino acids)
Cellular component (GO): extracellular region
Source: RefSeq, a predicted model, not a curated record